Molecule: messenger RNA, 1251 nt
Organism: Triplophysa dalaica
Lineage: Eukaryota; Metazoa; Chordata; Actinopteri; Cypriniformes; Nemacheilidae
Product: gastrula zinc finger protein XlCGF7.1-like
Biological process (GO): regulation of transcription by RNA polymerase II
Cellular component (GO): nucleus
Molecular function (GO): RNA polymerase II transcription regulatory region sequence-specific DNA binding; DNA-binding transcription factor activity, RNA polymerase II-specific
Source: RefSeq, a predicted model, not a curated record
GCAACCCAUGCAAAAUUGGAAAGAUAUGAUGGAAGUGAAAAACGAGAGUCAAGCUGAACUGAAUGGUGCUGAUGGGAAACAUCACAAUGUGAAAACUACACAGAAAUCUAAAGAGAAACCGUUUGCAUGUUAUCAGUGUGGAAAGAGUUUUACAUAAAGUGUCUUCAACACACACAUGAGAAUUCACAGUGGAGAAAAACCAUUUACAUGCCUUCAGUGUGGAAAGACUUUUAACAGCUCUUGUAAUCUUAAAAGACACCAUGCACAAUUGCACAAUGGAGAGAAACCUCACAUAUGCCAACAGUGUGGAAAGAGUUUUUCAAAUACAUGUGUCCUGAAGACACACAUGAGAAUUCACACUGGAGAGAAACCAUUUACAUGCCAACAGUGUGGAAAGAGUUUUAGAUGUGUGAGUCACCUUAAUAGACACAUGAGAAUUCACACUGGAGAGAAACCCUUUAAAUGUCAUCAGUGUGGAAAGAGUUAUACCUGCAAAGAUUCCUUUGAGAUUCACAAUAGAUUUCACACCGGAGAGAAACCAUUUACUUGUUAUGUGUGUGGAAGGUGUUUCACAGGUAAACCGGUCCUUAUCAUUCAUAUGAGAAUUCACACCGGAGAGAAACCAUUCACGUGCCUACAAUGUGGAAAAAGUUUUGCAAUCCCAACUAACCUUAAGACACACAUGAGAAUUCACACUGGAGAGAAACCUCACGCAUGCCUUCAGUGUGGAAAGAGUUUUACAAGCUCAAGAGACCUUAAGAGACACAUGAGACUUCACACUGGGGAGAAACCAUACGAGUGUGAUCAAUGUGAAAAGUGCAAAUUAACAAAUAUUGUAAAUUGAAACGGUUUGAAUAGACUGACACAACUCAGGAUUUGAUAUUCAUUUUAAAAUCUAAAAAAAUGUGUCAUUUAAAAAACGAUUUCAGUUACAAGUUAGUUAAGCCUCGAAAUGUUAAAAAUGUUUUCUAUUUAGACUGUAGUAAAAAGCGUCUUCUGUCACUUAAACAAACAUGACGUCACACUCUUCAUGCUUCAGUCUCGCGAGGACGCGCUUCUUUGUGCGCGUGCAGAAUGUUCGUCAGAGUUUCAUAAACAAGUGAGUGAUGUUAGUUUAAUAAUUCACUUUAAGAUCAGUGUUUAAGUCUUUAUAUGAUGAUGUUUAAAUGUGUCGUUUAAUAUUGUCAGUCGUGUUUGCUCUAUUGUUAGCUGUAGCAUCUUUAGCUAACGGAACGAUGAUAAAUACUCUUA